This is a messenger RNA of Triticum turgidum subsp. durum (durum wheat), 1677 nucleotides long. NCBI's taxonomy places the organism in Eukaryota, Viridiplantae, Streptophyta, Magnoliopsida, Poales, Poaceae. The record is from the annotation of a GenBank genome assembly.
AUGUCGCCCCCUCGUCGUCGUCGGCGCCUAUGUUUUUUCCCAUCUCGAUCCGUGGCGAUCCUCCACGCGGUGCACAGGACACGGCAUCCGCAUCGCUGGUGUUGGCUGCGGAAACGUCAUACGGCUGCUGCAAAUACUAGUGGAUCAAAGGCUUCGUCGGCUCAAAUAAACCAUCAUCAAGGUGGUACUGAUAUUCCUCAAGUUGCUGAGAAUAUGAAACAACAAAGUCUUUUUGACAAACUACCGGAGGACAUCUUACAUCAUAUACAUUCUCUCUUACCAAUACAAGACGCUGCUUGUGCUGCCUGUGUGUCUCAUGCAUUCCUGCGUUCAUGGAGAUGCUAUUCCAAACUCAGACUCAACGACUGUGCGCUUGGGUUGAGUCACAUAGAAUUUGAGGAAAGAAAAAUCUAUCUCAUUGACAAAGUUGACAAAAUUCUUAAAAACCAUCAUGACAAAGGGGUGAAGGUGGAGACACUUAGGCUUAUUCUUACCCCUUGCACCAAUAUCAAAGCCUCCUACCUGGACAGGUGGCUCCGAAGAACCGUUAAGUCUGGGUUUAAAGAUCUUUACUUGGAGAUGCCUUUAUCCAUGAAGAAAAUUUACAAAUUCCCGUGUUCAGUUUUGUCUGAUGAGGGAGCUGCAAGUUCAAUUCAGUUUCUUCACAUCGGCUCUUGCACUUUUCAUCCCACAUCAACACUUGGCUCCUUGGCAAGGUUGAAAACUGUAAGAUUGUCUUUUGUCCACACUACCGAGGAAGGAUUGGAGCACUUGUUUUCAAAAUCUUCUAUUCUAGAGGAGCUCAGAAUAUUCGCAUGCCAUGGGAUAAUUUGCUUGAAAAUACCUUGUACGAUGCAGCAUCUUAAGAGAUUUCAUGUUCAACGUUGCAGCAUGCUGCGGGUUGUAGAGAUUGAUGCUCCAAACCUCUGCUAUUUUAACUAUGACAGCGCUUUGCCAGAAAUCUACGUGAGAAAUUGUUCUCAACUUAAGCAUGUACAGUUAUCAUCUGCAUGCCCGUCUGGUGUUCUUUUUUAUGCUCGCACUAGUCUUCCGUCCAUUGCAAGGAAUGUUGAGAGUCUUAUUUUGGUUGGUCGUAGCGAGAAUGCCAACACUCCGUUGCUACAAUCCAAGCUACCCCACCUCAAGAACUUGGAAAUUAGACUCAAAGCAGUCCUCCCCAAAGGCUUCCCUCCAAGCUAUGACUUCUUUUCUUUGGUUUCUUUUCUUGAUGCUUCUCCUGCCUUGGAGUCUUUCACCCUACACGUAAAUGAGUAUGUCAUGACACACUAUCCUGUUGUUGGAGAUAAUGACGAAUGCCCGAGGCAGAAGCUGGACUUGUCGCAUAACCGCCUCAGACACAUGACGAUCACGGGAUUCUGUUCAGCCAAGAGCCUGGUUGAGCUCACGGUUCACAUCCUUGAGAGCACACACUCGCUUGAGCGCUUGACGCUGGACACAACCUAUGACUACAAUAGGUGUAUUCAAGGGCCUGGUACCAUUGGCAAAUGCACUACCUCAAGUAGGAUUGCCAAAUGCUGGCCGAUGAGCAAGAGAGGUGUUGACGAAGCUCAUAGAGCUGUGAAGACUGUUGGUAGAUACAUAGCUGGGAGAGUUCCAUUGGCUGUUCAAUUUGAGCUCAUGGGGCCCUGUAGUCGAUGCCAUACCGGCAGCCGGUAG